Molecule: messenger RNA, 16647 nt
Organism: Mytilus californianus (California mussel)
Lineage: Eukaryota; Metazoa; Mollusca; Bivalvia; Mytilida; Mytilidae
Exons: 9
Coding region: 78-14006 (4642 amino acids)
Biological process (GO): regulation of transcription by RNA polymerase II
Cellular component (GO): nucleus
Molecular function (GO): DNA-binding transcription factor activity, RNA polymerase II-specific; DNA binding
Source: RefSeq, a predicted model, not a curated record
ACGGCGGUGUUGAUUGAAAGCAAUAGAGUGUUUACGUACAGCGCACACAUGUAGGCCUAAAUAUCAUCAAGUUUGGGAUGGAUUUCUCGGCCCUGAUUGCCGAUUUGAGGACAAUUGCAAGUCGGUACAACAGUAAAGACACCGACCGCAAUGUAUCAACAUCUAUGUAUUGCGAAAUGUUUCGCAAGAUUUUACAGAAGGCAGAGAAUGGAGUAUCAGAAUAUGGUGACCAGAUUGUUAUACUGUGGAUGACCCUAUCUCAGCUCUGUAAUACAUACCAGACGUUGACCUCAUGUACUGCCAGAGACAGUCUAUACCAACACAUAUUUCUAUUGUGUGCCAAAGUUGUGCUAAAUAUAAAAUGGCAGCAGCUACCUGAUGAUGACCAGGGAAAGGUUAACUUUUCUCAAACCAUUGCCAAUACACAUCAACACCUUGUUAAUACUGGUUUUAAACGGUUUGAGUUGUUGACCCCUUUGAUGGAAAAUCCUUGGACCGAUCCAACUCUCAGUAAAAUUAUGUCUGGAGAUGACAAAGAGGAAUCUUCUGGGAGUGAUACAGAAACAGAAGAAACAGAAAGAGAAAAAGAAAGAAAAGUGAAGGAAAGAAUGGAUGAGAUAGCUAAUUACGUCCGAAAAGAAGAUUCAUUGAUACUAAAACUACGUGUAGAAAUGUUAAUCUUAGAAAAUUGUGAGGACUUUGCCCUUAAUCUAUGCAACUGUAUAGUGAAGUACGAACCAUUUAAAGAUGAUUUGGAUUUGAGAGAGAUGCAGUUUAAAUUACUUCACAAACUUAACCACAUGGAUAAGCUUCAAGAAGAGUGUGAACAAAUUGUAUGUCAUACUGGUAUCAAGAUAAUAAACAGACUUGAACAAAAGGAAAGUAACCAGCAACUGUGUGUCAGACUUGUCCAGAUUUUUCUUGUCCAAGACUGGAUCAAUCCAGAUCGUAACUGCUGUACAAAGGAAUUACUCAAGCUGUGGAUUAGACACCAGUACAUGGCAGACAGGGAUAGAGCUAAAUUCCUGGAAAAUGUAUGGUCUAUUGCUAAGUUGUCCAGUAAAACAGAACAAAUUUGUGUCCUAGUUACAGGUUUACAAAAAGAGUGUGGGAUAAAGUUACGCCAGCUGUAUACCGAUUUGUGUGUUUAUGCUAUUAAUUUGGACAAAGGAGGGUGUGAACAGGAGAUGAUGCACAACAACAUGGAUGGUGUUAAAGAGAAACAAAUAUCAAUGGCUGCAACUUGUGAAAAAUUGGCAAAUAUUAUUGCUAUGAACAAUCUAAAAGCAGCAAAAGUUAGUGCUUUGACAGCAUUUGCUUUGAAUCCUUCUCGAUCAAACAUGUAUCUAGUGGAAAAAAUGUAUGUGAAUAAAACUUUAAACCAAGCUUCAACUAAGCGAUUAGAAAAAAUGAACAAAGGAAAGGACAGAAGGACAACUCAUGAUGGAGAAGUAAAUCUGGCAACACUGUAUGAGGUGGAACGAAUAUUGAACAUGUUGAGACCAUAUUACUUAAACCCAGAUUUGUCUUGGUCAGAAUUGUUUCCAGUAUGUCAAAAAUUCAUGUUGGAAAAAGGGACAAACAGUUCCAAAGAAACACAAAAGUCUCCAAAGGAGAAAAUGUCUGAUUCUGUUAAAGAUGGACUGAUGCAAUAUUAUUGUGAUGAUACUACACAGUUUACACCGUAUAAACAGGCAGCAAAGGCCCCCACUGGCACUUCUCCGCCAAAAUCACCAUGGACUACCAAGACUGCCACUCAAAGCAAACCAGCUGUUAACAAAGAAUCUAAAUUGAUUCCAUAUGCAAAACUUCAAACUAUGUCUAUUGAAGGAGGUCCAAUUGACAUGACAAAGUCUAAUCAAGAAGCUUCAUUAAAGCCAAAAGUAAAACCAGAAAAAACCAUUGACUUUGCCAAACUUCUGGAAGCAACCAAAAAUAUGCCUCAGAUGCAAGCACUGAGCAAAAUUACAACACAAGUUCCAAAGAAGACACCACCUUCAACUCAUGGAAAUUUUCAAAUACCAUAUGUACCGGGACUUACUACAAAAGAAGUUGAGCGUGCUUUAGUUCAACAUCAAAAAAAUUUGAGUCGAUCAUUUUCUGUAGACCAGUUAACAGUGCAAAAAUCAAAGGUCAGUUCUUCUGAUGUACAUCAAAAACAAGCACAACGUUCUAGAACUCUGUCUUUAGAACGACAGGUCUCAGAACCUGGUCAGAUGUCAGCAUGGAGUUCUGCUACUGAUUUAAGCAAAAUGUCAAAGCAUCGUCCAAAAAUCAUUCCAGAGAGAUCACAAGAUAAAGCUUUAACAUCAUUCCAACAUUCAUUUGGAAGUAAUGCUAACCAAUCUUCCUCCUCAAACAAAUCUUCCCUUCACAAAAGCCUUCCGAGUAAGCAGCUUCAAACAGCAAAAGAAGUAACAAGUACACAAAAAGUAACCAGUGACAAACAAAGUGCUACAACCGCAACUCCAGCACGUAGAAGUAGACAGCCAUCAAAAGAGGAGCUUCAAAGUAUUGUUGACUGGUUACAAAUUGGUACAGAGGAUGCAAAAAUAAAUCCACAGCUUGUUUUAAAACAGUCAAAGGAGGAAAAUGUAGGAUUGGUUCCUAAAAAGAAGAAAGAAGGUUCAACAAAAACUAGCAGUCAGGAUAAUCCUGUUCAAUAUGUAGCGUUUGGAUCUAGUCCGAGUCAAGCUUUUCAAAAUACAAAACCUGGUCAGCAGUUAAAAAUUAAGCGUGAUGAUUCGAAAAAUUUUGCUAGUCAGGUGAUGACAAAAGUUGGCAUCAGACCAGGAAUGACUGAAGAACAAAUAAAUAUUGCCAAAAUUAAAUUGAUAAUGCGCCAACAACAAGAGGAGGCAUUAAAGGAAAAACAGCUAAAGGAACAACAGAAAAAACAACAACAGGCGUUGUCCAAAGGAUUCUUGUUGAUUCCUGGUUCAGCCCAUAUGGUUAUGCAAUCAAAACUGCAAGGACACAGAACUAAAUUGUUACAGGAAAAAAACAAACUGAAAACUGCAGUGCAACCUUCAAGUCCAUCACCAGUAUCAACAGUAACAACAACAACAGUGACAACCUCCAACUAUCAGCCUCAACUUCAGAAUAUUGGGUCACAUGAUGGAUAUAUGUUUGUCAACCAGAUGAUCCAAUCAACAAAACAGCAAAGCAAAAACCAAACUGAUUUAUCAAAACAGCCAACACUUAAUCUCGGUGCUCAACCAAUAACUAGUCAAGUUUCUACAUCUUUGUCAUCUUCUGAUGGCCAUUCCAAACCUUCCAAAUAUCGAGAGGUUGACAUUCAAAAUGCAUUGCAAUCUUUAUCAAAAGUCCUGGAUAAAUCAUCAACAUUUCUAAACCAGAAUACAACGUCCUUUAGCAAGUCUAAUAAACCUAAAGAAGAACGACCUGCUCGUCCAGCAUCAGCCAUGCCAAGUCUCAUGUCAACCACAACAAUUGUAGUAACAACACAACCAAGAUUAACAUUAUUACAGUCAUUUACAAGUUCUCAGACAUCCACUACUGUAACUUCUGCACAAAAGCAACAGAAUGUUCAAGGACAAAACUCAGCAUAUCAACUUUUGUAUCUAGGACAAAUUAAAACUGGAAAUUCAUCUGAAUUAACUCCAAUCCAACAAUUAAGUGGUGCUUCAACAUCAAACAUUUCUAAUCAAAUGAAUAGUGUUCCAGUGCAAAAUACGAACUCUGUGAGUUUAGCUUGUCAAGGAAUGGCUGUUCAAUCACUUCCCAUUCAAAAUCUGAAUAGUCAGUCAUUAGUACAAAAUUUUGGUGCUCAAAACCUGUCGAUUCAAAACACUUGUUCUCCGUCAGUUCAAACGGCUAGUACUGAAAAUGUAAUGCUGCAAGGACUAGGAGCUGUGUCACAGCCAAUAGAAGAACAGACAUUUAGUGCUCCAAAUAUGACUUUACAACAAAUGAAUGUUCAGGGAAUGGCAGUUCAAACGAUGAACCCUCAAAACAUAGCAAUACAGGGCAUACAAGCUGAAACAAUGAAUACUCAGAACAUGGUAGUACAGGAUAUACUGCCUCAAGCUGUUCAGACAUUAAACAUUCAAGGAAGUAACACUGAGGGAUUGGCUAUUCAAACAGUGAAUACACAGAAUGCUAUAGUACAAGGAUUUGGUGCUCAGACUUUAGGAUUUCAAACAAUUAGUGGUCAGACAGACAUUCAAACAAUAGGUGGUCAGACUAACAUGCAAACUAUUAGUGCUCCAGAAUUUAGUGUUCAAGGAAUCACAAAUGAUAACAAUAUUGUACAGAUCAAUCAGCCAGUUGAGUUUCAAGGACUAACUUACCAGCCUUCUUUAGAUACAAACUCUCUAGCACUUGGGCAUGUGAACCAAGGCCAGGCCUUUAUUGGUGUCCCUAAUAUACCACCAUCUUCACAAACAAUAGGCUUUACAAGUUUGCCUGAUGGAGGCAUUAGCAUGAACAUAAAACGUGCAGUUCCGAACACCAGUGUCACGUUUACAAAUUCAACUAGAGUAAUGUCUGCAGAAGUGUCUACACCAACAAACAUUUUGCCAUUAAAUGGUCAGAAUUCAUCCACAAUUAACAAUGUAAUCAUACCAGGGAACAACUUGACCUUGACCCAGACAACUGGUCAAGCACCAAUGAAUUUUAUUGGAAACAUGUUACAAGGAGGAACUAUAUCAAAUACCUCUAUUACGGGAAAUGUUAUAUCUUCUGGUCCCGCUUCAUUUAAUCUGGUUCACAACACAACAUUGCAACCAGGACAAAUUAUUCUACCAAACUCUUCUAAUGUGCAGAAUAAUUUGACAAAUAGCUUAAACCAUCCAACGGCAUUUGUUCCUGGAAUUAAUACAACACCAGUCGCCUUUGGUACACCUUCACUUUCUACAUCAACACUUAACUUGAACCAACCAAUGACAAUUCUUCCUGGCAUUAAAACAACACCAGUCGCCUUUGGUACACCUUCACUUUCUACAUCAACACUUAACUUGAACCAACCAAUGACAAUUCUUCCUGGCAUUAAAACAACACCAGUCGCCUUUGGUACACCUUCACUUUCUACAUCAACAGCAAUAUCUCCAAAAAUGCCAAAACAAAAUGUUUCAAUACUGCCAAAAAUAGCAACAACUACCAAUAAUGUUUCAAUACUGCCAAAAACAGCAACAACUACCAAUAAUGUUGUUGUUGGUCCUUUUAGAUUUGUCCCCGACUCUUUAGUCACAGUUCCAGCGAGUUCAAGUUCACAAGGUUAUUUGCUUCCAGUCACAAAUUCUGCACCGACCAUUCUUCCAAGUUAUGAAAGUAAUCCAGCAUCAGCAUCAAAUUUAGUAAAUGUUACUAUGUCUGUGGCUCAACCAAUGGACAUGACUAUUCAGUCACCAAUAUUAGAGGCCAUGUUAAAUAGAGGAAAGGGUGGAACUCUGGAAGCUUCAAGUAACAAAAUAACUGAAACUACCCCUGUGACACCCAAGAAACAUAACUUUGAAAUUGUAAGACGGGUCAGUGCAAGUGAACUUGAAAGGGAGACUAUAAGCACUACUUCAAGCUUGAGUUCUAUGUCUAGUAAAUCAGUUAGCCUUGUAGCAAGCAGUGAAUUUCAACAAAAUAAUGUUUCAGAUAUCAACAGUGUUCCAGUUGAUGAAAAUUUGAAGUUGCUUGGAAAUGUUGAUACUACAAUACCUACACAAUCUGGAAUAGACAGUUUACUAACAAAUACCAUGUCACCUAUCUCUAAUCCAUCUGGUUUAAAUAUUGUUGACGUUCAUAUUACCACUUUUAGUAAUGAGAAAAAGGAGAAUGAAGCACAGGAUCAUUCCAGUAGUGAAACAGCAGAACAAACUUCAGACAAUCAAAAUACGCUUUCAAGUCCUAAGUCCAAGUAUUCUGAAAAUGAUAAACAAGACAAAAGUGGGACAAAGUUGUUGUCAGACACUGUUCAUGAAAACUUUUGGAAGGAUUUCAGUCGUUUUAAGGAGAGAUUGGCAAGUAAUAAAAAGUCUAUAACCUCGGCAAGUAAAGAUGAUAAAAAUAUUUUAGAAAACAAUGCAGAACAUGAGGACUCCUGUGAAAUGACAGAUAAAGAGUCACAAAAUAAUACAGAGGUCAAUAAGAGUUUAGAAGAAUUUACAUACAGACAGCUUAUUGACAAAAAAAUCACGAACAUAUUGUGUAGUCCAGAGAAAAGUUCUGAUGUUGAAAAGAUGUCAAAUGAAUCGAAUAAUCAGUAUGUAAAACCUACUUGUGACUUACAAGAAAAUGAUCCUAAAGCUUUAAACGUAGAAAAGGUUGACAACAGUCAUGUGACAGGAGAGAAAGCAACUUUAGUGUCUGAAUAUAUCAAUGCAGACAUUGGUCAGAAUAACACACAGAAAUCUAACAUAGACAAUACAGAGAUAAGUCUGGAUGUACUAUCACCUCCGAGGACAGAAAUCAUAGAAACACACACAAAGAUGGAGGACUCCAAGGUAGAAUCUUCUACAAGGAUGGAUGAGAUAGACAUAGGGGAUCGAUAUUACAAUAGUGUGGAUGAGGAAAAUAUGAAAAAUGGAAAUAAUGAUUCAGGUUCUUUUGGAAAUACAAAUUCAGAAAUAGAUCAGUCCCUUCAUGACGCUGAUAUUCAAACUAAUGAAAUUAUACUAGAAAAAGAUAUGCAAAGUCAGGUUAAAAGUGAACUUGAUACAAGUGUUGUGUUAUCAAAUGCAGAUUCAGACAGUGAGAAACAAUGUAGUAUAAAAGUUGACAACAUUGAAUUGUCUAAUGCACAUUAUGUAGUAUCAGAAAAAGAGAAGUUAGAUAGGGAAAAAGGAAUGGUGGUACAUUCAGAUAGAAGGACAGUUUCUGCAGUUGGCAAUACGGUUACUGCUGAAAAUGAUAAUGAUUUAAAAACUUCUGAAAAUGUGGGAAAAUCAGAAGAAAAACCUGAUAGUGAUCAUGAGGAAACAAGAGCAGAGAUUGAAGGAGAUCAAAGUUUUAAUGAAGCCAAUGUUACAGUGAAUAAAACAACAAAUCAAUUUAGUCAACUUGUUGAUUAUUCAGAAACUUCUGAUUCUGAUGCAAAUUUAGACAAAGGAUCAAAACUUGUCAACAUCGUGGACUACCCAGAAUCGUCAGACUCCGACACAGAAAAUGAGAACCUAGGGAAAAAUGUAGAUGUUCUCAAACCAAGUGUAGUUACUGAUACUAUUGUUCAGAAAAUAGAUGAACCUUCCAAAAGUUCCAAUUUAAAAACAAAACAGGAUAUUGUAGAUAGUGAUACAGAACAGACACUCAAACAAAUAGCUACACUGAGUGACAUACACCAAGAGACCAAUGAUGAUAAAGUUGUAACAGAUUCUCAUGGUGACAGAAUCGUUUUCCCAGAUCAGGUAUCGGAGAAUGCUGAAGAUGUCAGCCUGUCAAGCAAAGAGGAGAAUGUGCAGAAAGAUGAGAUAAGAUCUCCAUUAUGUAACAAGGAAAUGGAGGUAUCAGUGUCAUCAGUUAUCUCACCACCAUCAGAUAAGGUUAAUACUCAGGACAUCAAGGAAGUAUCGAACUCGUAUGAUCUUGCUUCAAAAGACAGAGAAAAUGUGAAAAUCAGUGGUUCAAAUAAUGAAUGCAUUCAAGCAGAAUCUGAUCUGUAUAUUGAAAAUAAUACUGAUCUUGAAAAGUCAGAACAGAGUGAUUCUGAAAUAAACAAAAAUGAUUCUGAUGCCACGACACCAAAGAAAAAUGAUUUGGUGACAAACUAUAAAAAAUUAAUGGAUGAAAUGCUAAGUUUAUCUUCGUCGAAACAAUCAGCUCAGCUAACUCAAAGUAAUGAUAAAUUUUCUAUGAACAGAAGUUUUGGUUUUGAUGAUUUAGAAAAGAAUGAGUCUGCAUCAAGACAGAAUGGCACUCAAGAUAGGUCUCUCGAUAGUUUUAGUAUUUUUGCUGAUGAUUGGAAUAAGCUACCAGAAAGUUGCACACAGAGAGACUUAACUACAAGAAGUUUACCUGAUGAUUGGGCACCAAGAUGGUCAAGACAAUUGGAGCACUCCUUUUCGAAGGAAGGAAGAACUCUUAAACGGUCGUUUUCAGAUGUUGAUCUGUCUAAAAUUGAUGGAAAUUCUUCAGAUUUUGAAUCUCAGUCUGUUAUAUCUGAUAGAGAGUAUCAAGAAAAGAGUCUACAAGGAUUUCAGAUGUCAGAGACCAGAAAGAAUAAUAUCCCAGAAAGUUUUCACAUGUAUAAAUUGAACUUUUGUGGGAAAAGUGGAAAAUACAGAUUAGCAUUGCCUCAAUUAAAAUCCAAUAAAAUCAGACCAAAACCUCAAACCUCUUUGUUAACUUAUAAUGAAUGGAAGAACAAGGAUAAAACUGUUGAAAUUGUCACUCAGCAAAUAAUAGAAUCGGUACCCAUCAAACCAGAAAUUCCAAUAGGAACAUUAAAGGAACGUAAACUACAAGAUAAACCAAAAUGUAAAAUAUGUCAAAGAACAUUUGAUACAAUCAAAAGAUUGCAACAACAUGUUAAACAUCCAUGUCGAAUGGACCUUCGCAAAACGCUGGAUUGUGAAUAUGUAUUUACAUGUAAUAUAUGUAAAGCUUCUUUACAAACUGAAUUUGCUGCUAAACUUCAUUGUGAAGUUUGUAACGGGAGAAAUGUGGAUUCCGGUUACAGUACGAAUACUUACUUUAGAUGUAAAAUGUGUGGGGAAAAGUUUAUCUUACAAAAGAGUGCUUGUGAUCAUGUGGAUAAGUUGUGCAAAAAGUUACCUAAGCAUGGCCAUUCACCAAAACAUUCAUUUACUUUAGAAAAAUCAGAAUCGCUGAGUAAUUUAUUGACGUUGUCUACAGAAAAAGACAGUAGUGAUAUGAACAAUGAAAAGUCAAUCACAAAGCAAAGAAAGAAAUCAGAGGAAAGCAUUAAAGAAAAAAAUCAUUCUAAUGCUGUUAAACAGGAUCGACAGAAAAACAUGGAAGAUGAACCUGAUAACCUGUCAGUCAUCCCAAAUAUUAACCCCAAGGUAGGGGUCACACAGGAACUUGCCGAAAAUGAAAUGUUACAAGCAACGCAAGACUUAAAAGUUCUUGAAAUAAAAUCUAAGAGGCAGAAAAUUGAAUUUGAAAAAGAUAUAGACAAUGAAAGUGUGAAAAGUUUUUCAACAGAAUCAUCAUAUGUUACAAUAGAUGCCAGUGAAACAUCAUCAAUCAAGAGUGGUGAUUACAAGCCAAGAGCUGUUCAACAGAAACAUUCAGCUAGGUUGAUUAACAAAAAAAUAGGUAAAAGAAUGAUUAAAGCCAAAAAGUUCUUUGGUGAUCAGUUUGAAGUCCCAGAGUUUGUUGAGAAACAAGCGAAGAAGGUUAAUUUAAAGAGAAAAUUCAAACCAGGUUAUAGAUCGAAUUUAAAUAUUUCUCCAAAACUUAGGAGAGCAUUGAAAAACAAGAAAAAUUCUAAAGUAAGAAAAACAAUUGAAGCUUUGAAAAAUAAGAAAAUUUCUAAAGUGAAAGAACAAAUUAAAAUAAACUCUAGGUGGAAAAACCAAAAUAAAGUGUUAAAAGAUGACAUAGGAUUUAAAGUAACCAAAAGUAGGAGAGAACUUACAGAAAAGGUGACGAGCUACAAAAGAGAGAACUUUACAAUCGCUGACAGUAUGGAUUUAUUCAAACAUUUAACCUUUGAAAAAAAUGGUAGGAAAGUUUUCAGAUGUCCUAUAAGAAUUUGUAGAGGACCUUAUUCAACUCAGUUUUCUAUGAUGUCACAUUUUGACAAGCGCCAUAAUAUCAUAAUGUACAAGAAAACAAAAAGUAAAGACUUUCAGUGCACAUAUUGCAGUUUCCGUGGUAACAGUGAAAACAAAAUAGUUGCACACUCAGCAAACCACUUGACAGAUAUCAUCAUUGACAAUAUCUCAAAUUCUUCUUUGAAUGUGAUAACAGGCUUGUUAUCAAUGAUAAACCAAAAAGAAAAUGAAAGCAUAAGUCAAAGUCAAGACACAUUAUCGAUUAAUAACAAAACUGUUUCAAAAGUAACGCAAGUCAUAGAUAAUGAUUCUAACUCUGGUCAGGAUAUAAGCAGAAACAAGACUUCUGUCAGAACAAGGAAAACUGGUAUAAUUGAAGAACUUGGCAUACAGGAGGAGAAAAUAAGAAAGGAAGUAAAAUGUGGUGUUAAGGACGGUAUGGUCAGCAAAAAGGGGAAAGAAGAUACUAUUAUCAUUAAAAGCUCUAAAAAGACAAUCGAGAAAUUACCAAAGAAAGAAGUAAAAUCAAAUAACAAUACCCCAGAACAGCAUUCCAUCCGUGAGUCGAUUCCCGAGAGACAACGUAGCAGACGGCACAGUGAAAAGAUUACUCCUGAUAAGGAACUGGCCAUAAAGACUGAGACUGAUAAUGAAUUUGAAAAUAAUCAGGAUUUACUUCAAUCACCUGAUUCGUCUUUUGUAAGGAGAAGUUCUCGGAAGAGAACAGAUGGUCUAUCAGUGUAUAAAGAUUUCCAGCUGUCCAAUAAAAAGGCAUCAAAAUCUGUUGAAGAGGACGAUGCAGGAUGUAGAAGUGAACAAAAUCAGUCACAGUGUGAAAUAGAUGUUAAAGAAGGCAAAGUACUCAACAAGUCUUUCAAUACUAGAAGUUCUAAGACAAAUAAUACAGACAUAGAUAAUACAUGUACAAAUAAAGAUCUAAAGAAAGAGGACACAAGAGAGAAAUUGAAUGAUAAAACAGUAACCUCAAGAUCUAGAAAUCAUAAAAGGGAUUCAAAUUUAAAGGAGACAGAAAAUUGUGACAUUGCUGAAAAAACAAAUGAUAAAAAAGUGAUCACAAAGUGUAGAAACUUAGACAAAACUUCAGUAAUGAAUACUAGAAAGUCAGUGGAGAAAAAGUCUCCUAAAGUUGAACUUGAAUCAGAUUUGUCAAGGUCACACAACACAAGGAGACGACAUUUAAGUUUAGAAUCAAAUUCAAGUAAAAUUUCUGAUUCAGCAGCAGAAAAUGGGAAAAGUGAGAAGUCAGAAAUACCAUCUAAACGCAGUAAUAGGAAAAGACAUUCAAGUCAGGAAUCAGAAUCAAGUAAAACUUCAGUUAUAACGGCUGAAGACGUGAAAAAAGAGGCAAUAGAAGUAUUGUGUACACGCAGUACCAGGAAAAGGCAUUCAAGUUGGGAAUCAGAUGCAAGUAAAAUGUCUAACCAAGAUAAAAAAAUCAAAAGGGAAAAUUUUAACUCAGCUGAUAAGAAAAAUUGUAAAAAGGACCAACACUCAAGCAAGAAGAAAAAACGAGUUUCUAGAUCUGAUCAACAAUUACUAGAGGCAAACAAAAAUUUAACGGAGCCUCAGCCCCGCAAACGAGUUAGUUUGGGAGAAAAGGCAGAUGAAAUUGAUUGUUUGAAAAGUGAUAGGCAUUUAAGAGACCGAAAAUCAGUGGAAAAUAGUAAAGAAAUGAAACAGAAAGAUGGUAACAGCAGUAAGAAGAAGAAAGAGUUAUCUAAGACCUCGGAGGGAGGGAAGGAUACUCAGAAUGCCUUCCUUGACAGUUUUAAGCAAUUUGUCGGAAUCUCAAAACCAACCUCUGUCUCAAAUCCAAUCAAAAGUCUCAAGCAAGGAAAAUCCCAUAAACUUAAAUCUCAGGCAAUAAUUCAUCAAAGAAAGCAGUUAAGGAAAGUGAAAGAAGGGAAGAUUCAUGUAGAACAGAAUGCUAUAAAUAAGAUGGAACUUGUUGAUCUCAUUGAAAUAAAAGAUUUCAGGAAAUCAAACAAAAAUACCUCUAAGGACAACAAAAAAGUAGAAGUUAUAGAUCUGACGGAAGACUUGGAAAGUGCAUCUACUAAACAACAAUUAACCAAAGAAGCGGGUUCUUCAUCAAAUUCCAAAUUGAAUAAUUCUACCUCACCUUCUCAUAAGCCAUCAUUCCUUGAUAGUUUUCUGGCACAUGUUAGUAUUGACUCCAAUAAAUUUGACGUAAAAAACUCGUCUAAUAAGAGGAAAAAUGAUUUUUCAUCAAACUUUGAUGCUAAAAUCAAGAAGACAAGCUCAGAGAAACCUGACCGUAAGAUACCUGAAAGCCAUAGCCAUGACAGAAAAAAUCUGAAAGGUUCAAAUAAACAACAUGCAAAGUCAGAGAAGGCUCCUGAUGAACAGAAGAAGUCCAUAAAGGAGCAGACCAGAUCUAAAGGAGCAGAAAAGGCAAACACAAAAUUGAAAAACCAACAGAAGGAAACAUCCAAGAUAAAAAAUAUUGAAGCUAAAAAAUUGACACAAAAUUGUGAUGAAAAGAAGAAUGAUAAGAAGUCAGGGGUUGAUGACAUGAAAAAUAAGCAAGCAAUUGUGGAGCAAAAAAGUAAAAAUAGUGGAGAAACACAGGCUGCAAAGGAGAAAAAUGAGAAUAAUAAAAGUUUGAAAGGGAAAAGUGACAGUUCGAAGAUAGAGAAGAAAAAUAAAGGAACCUUGUGUAAAUCACCAGGAGGGGAGUCCCCAUUUCAAAAUAGUUUCAUGUCAUAUAUAGGAUCAAACACUUCCCUCAGGCGUGAUAAAUUAUCACAGAAGAAAUCCCCGUUCAAAUGGGAACUAGAUGAUGAAGAGACUGACAGCACUAAACAUUCUCAAAUGAAAACAUACGAGAAGAAGUCUGGUCGGUGCAUUGAAUCAAAAUCUAAUAAACAGAAACAGUCUGAGGAGGAAUGUAGUGAGUCUAGAUAUUGUUCAACCUUGGUUAAAAGUACGGAAUCUUUAACUGUGGAUAAAAGUACUGAAUCUCCAACCGUGGAUAAAAGUACUGAAUCCGGCAAAAGUCCAACCUUGGAUAAACGUACUGAAUCUAUCAAAAGUUCACAUAUAAAAGGCAGUGAAAAUAUAAAAUCUAAAGAAAAUACUGAUGCAGAUGCUGAUAGUGAUAAACAAACUUCUGAUAAGUCAGAAUGUGUAAAUAUUUGUACCAAUGAAAAAUCUGAGAAACCAGUCCAACACCAUUCAGAUACUCUGUCAAAAAAACAAUCUACUCAAUCAUCAUGUCAAGGUAGACAGCCUCCUAAAAUUAAGGGAAAAGAUAAAAACAAAACAAAAUCUACUAUGAAAAAAUCCACAAAACCUAAAUCAGAUCAGAAAAGUGUGGAUAACAUUGGUAAGAAAACUUCCCGGAAAUCUUCAAAAAGUUCUUGUGACAAGUCUUGUGGGAAUAAAUGUUCUGUAGAUGGAAAAAAUACAGAUAGUGACUUUGAAAAACAUUUUGAGAAAUUUCUAUCUACUGCAUUAAAUACUGACAUGGAUUUGGAGGAGAGCGAAUCUCAGAAAAGUUCUAAAGAAUCUGUGAAAUUAGAUAAAGUGAAAAAAUGUAGUGUUAAUAAAGGCCACAAACAUAUUACUGAAGUAUCCUCAGUUGUCUCUAAAACAGGUGAAAAGAAAAUUGUUAAAAUGGAAACUAAGUCAGUUUCUUCUACUCUUGAUCGAACAGUUGCUUCAACGUCAGAUCGUGUCAAGACAAGGCCUGCUUUUCGUGGCUUUUCAUCAUCAAGUGCUGGACACUUUUUGAAAAAUCGUAUAGCGAGAUACAAUUUACCAUCACCUCCAAAGAAGAGAUAUUCUUCAAGGACACCUUUUGUUGUGCCUAAGAUUACAACAAAUAAAAAACUCAUUCCUAUUUCUGAGUUUAAUGUUUUAGACAGUCAGGAGGCUAAUGCUAAAGAAAAAGAAAGUUCCGACACUAAACCAGAAAUCAAAUCUUCCACAUCCACUCAGCACAAGCUUGUUCCUGUCGAUGCUCACCGUAUAAGGCAUAUGUACCAUGGUGGCAAGGUCUGGCAAAUUGGGCAAGGAUCUGUCUCUGCCACUAAUUUAUCAAGUCCCACAAAGCAUCAGCAGUCAAAUUGUCAAAAAAACAAGGCAUCAAAUAUUGAACAGGCAAACUCGGAAAGCGUGAAUGUUAAUGAUGAUGUUCAGAAAGAGAUAAAGUCAUCUGACCAGGAUGACGAUAAAGACAGUGAAAAACAUAAUCGAUGGAAAUCACAGAAAAGAUCGGCACCAACUGAUGACUAUAUGGAGAGUAAACGAACAAGAAAUUCUCCAACUUAACAUGUUAGGAAUUAGUAUAUUGGAUUUCUUUUAAUGAACACAUCUUUUUUUAAGCAGACAGGAAAGAUUGUUUGAGCAAAUUUAUCAUUUAAGUGUUGAAAAAUAAUCCCCUGCAAUUUUUUUGUUCUUAGUAUAGAAUGAGUAUUAGUUAAGUCCUUGUCCAUUUUAUCAUAUAUUAUGCAUAUUGUACCAAGGGAGGGCACAUUAUUAAAAAUGGGUUACCCACUAGGAGAAGCAAUUUUAUUUUAUUUUUUUGUUCAUUGUGUUUAGGAAAAGUAGUUUUAGUCACUGAGCUGGAGAUUUUGGUUAAUUGGGUAUCAUGCAUGUUUUAAAGCAACAGCCUUUAAUCAAAGAGAAUUAUGUAAUCAAGUUUGAAAUUUUUAUGAAGUUUUUCAUAUGUAACAUGUGUUCAAAAUGUUAAAAAGUUUAGUUUCUGUUCAUGGGUUUAUUAGAAAACAACUUUAUUGCAGUAAAAAUAAAAAUGUUUUUUUUUCUUAGAUUUUUUUUCUGCUUUGCUGCUUUGUUUCUAUGUCUAAAGCAAAAUGAAACGUUCAUCAAAGAUUCUUCACAUGAGCUUCAAUGUGCUUUCUUUUUGUAUCAAUUCUACAGGAUUUCAUCAAAAUGUGUACGAUUCAAUACCUUUGUUUUACAUUAAACAUUUUCCAUUCAGAUUGUAUUUUUGUGUUUUGUGGUGUACAUAUUUUUACAACCCAUUAUACAGGUGAUUUUUUAUAUUUGCUUUGUGUCGCUGAAUUUUAUUUUUAUAGCAGAAAAUUUGGUAUAUACUUGUCUUUCGAUGGAAAAUUAGAACCAUAAUGAUAAUCAACAGAAAUUGAAUGUCUUAAAAAUAAUUAUAAAAGUUUUUUUUUUGUCUUCAGAUAUUUUCUUUAACAGACAACAGUUAGAUGUCUUUUAAAAUUUAUUUGGUUAAGUUUUAAAUUAAGUGUUUUACGAUUUAUGAAUGGGAAAGGACAAAUCUAUUCUUUAGUAUUUCAUAUAAACUAUAUUUGUAUAUGGGGAAAUAAUUGUCCUCUUCAUAACCACGAUGAGAAACAUGUUUUUUCAUUAAAUGAAAUACCAACAACGUCAAAAAUAGUACCAUGUGUAGAUUAGAAUUUGAAUUUUAUUAAAUCUUGUACUAACGCUUGUGGAGAUUUUUGUAAGGCAUUAUUAAUAUGUGUGUUUUUUUAUUAUGUGGAAAUUAUGCCUUCUACACAUAUUAUAAAAUAGCUUUUAGAUUUUAUUGUAAAAAUAAAACAUUUGUAAUAUCUAUCUGAAAGUAAUGCUACAUCCACAUAAUAACAAAAAUCAAAGAAGAAAUCAUUGUAUAACAUUUUCAGGAAAUCUGAAUAGGGAAAAGUUAUAUGUAAAUAAACAUUUAUAUCAUAAAUUAUUUAUGUACAGAAAUGCCACUUAUUUUAAAUAUAUACAUGAACAAACUGUUCCAUAUUAUACUAAUUGUAAGUACUCAUGUUCUCCUAUUCAUGAGUGGAUAUUUUAGUUUUGAAAUGAUCCUCGAUAAAUAUUCAUGAGAUAAAACAGGGCAGAGAUAGCCAAUAAAUUAAUUGGAAAGCAAAAUGCUGUGAAAUGUGUGAUAGUAUAAAACUGUUCCUAAACUAGAAUAUUUUCCAGAAUUGUUGAAAUAACUGAUUUUGCACAAUGUCAUGCCUUUUAUUUACUUGUUAUAUCUUACCUAUGUCUUUAAUGUUUGAUUAUGGAAAUUCCCCCAAAUGAACCUUUUUUUAUGAACAAUUUGUUUUCAUGGAGCCACUACCACAAAUUUUAUAAUACUUACAAAAAUUGAUGUCUGCAAAAACUUUGUCUAUAGAGAAUACAUUCUCAUGAGAGAGCAUUGCCUAUAGAGAAUACAUUCUCAUGAGAGAGCAUUGCCUAUAGAGAAUACAUUCUCAUGAGAGAGCUACCUAUAGAGAAUACAUUCUCAUGAGAGAGCUGCCUAUAGAGAAUACAUUCUCUUGAGAGAGCAUUGCCUAUAGAGAAUACAUUCUCAUGAGAGAGUGCCUAUAGAGAAUACAUUCUCAUGAGAGAGUGUCUAUAGAGAAUACAUUCUCAUGAGAGAACUGCCUAUAGAGAAUACAUUCUCAUGAGAGAGUGCCUAUAGAGAAUACAGUCUCAUGAGAGAGCAUCAACAGAAACUCAAAAGUUGCUUCCGGAAAUAGUGCCAUUCUAUCAAUAAAUUUCAGGUAAUAAAUCAAAAGAAUUGUUUUUAUACUCUCAAACCUACCAACAACAUAUUUACCUCUUAGUGUAACCUUUUUUUCUUAAAAAUUUGACAUCAAGGUUUUCAACAUAAGCAAUAAUUGGAUUAUUUUUUUUUAGGGGGGGGGGGAGAAAAGGGGUGUGCUAAGUGUAAUCCUUUGAACAGUAUUUGUUUUAAUAAUUGUAGAAUAAGAUUUGUAAUAUGUUUUUGGGGUCAUAGGUCAGAUAUGUUAUGCUGGUUAAAGUGUUUCCACGAUCAUGCAUGAAUAUUUAUCUUCAUCAAACAUUGUUAAAAUAUUAGAACUGUAUAUAUUAAAUGUAAAGAUUGUUGUUUUUGUUGGUAAGGAUGAGUUGAUGCAUCUCAUUUGAAAGUAAUUUGCAUUUGUUCAUUCAUCAUGCAAACUAAAUAAAUUUAAUAACUAAA